AUGAGCAACAGGAAGGAGCGGGAUCCAGGGCUGGGGGUGAAGAGUUGCCAUAAAAUAGUAUAUAAUUUAGAUAAAAUAUUAGUGCAUGCUAUGCUCCGGUAUAUUCUGGAGCUCAAUGCUAGAGUAGGAUAUAAAACUGUUCAGAAUCCUAACUAA
Molecule: messenger RNA, 156 nt
Organism: Theileria orientalis strain Shintoku
Lineage: Eukaryota; Apicomplexa; Aconoidasida; Piroplasmida; Theileriidae
Exons: 2
Coding region: 1-156 (51 amino acids)
Source: RefSeq, a predicted model, not a curated record